Branchiostoma floridae (Florida lancelet) is the source of this 1284-nucleotide messenger RNA. RefSeq lists its product as uncharacterized. NCBI's taxonomy places the organism in Eukaryota, Metazoa, Chordata, Leptocardii, Amphioxiformes, Branchiostomatidae. The coding region runs from base 1 to 1284 and encodes 427 amino acids. The record is from RefSeq and is a predicted model, not a curated record. The transcript has 3 exons.
AUGGCUACCACAAUGCCGGUCGUAACAACCACAGUGCCAGCCGUGACAUAUCCGCCGCAAGCCGUGACAACCUCAAUGACAACUACCAGAACUGUCGAGACAACCGCACUGUCAUCUGUGAAAACCGCACUGCCCGCCGUGACAACCACACGGCCAGCCUCAACAACCAAAAUACCAGCUUUCACAGAUGCAAUUCCGGCAGUGACAACUACAUUGCUGGAUAUGACAACCACAGACAAAGAGUUUGCAACCAGCGUGAUGAUACGGAGCAAGCGACUUGGGAAUUUAAACCAAGACACAUCGACGACCAGGAAAACUGCAAGCUGCGUUCGAGUAGGAACAAACUACUCGGACUGGUUCACACUUCUCAGCGGCGUACGCCAAGGUUGUGUCCUGGCUCCAACGCUGUUUAACAUCGCCAUUGACCAUGUAAUGUCCAGGACUGUUGGCCGAGGGAUGUGUGGAGUUACGUACGGUCAACAUACAUUCACAGACAUGGAUUACGCCGACGACGUGGCACUGCUUGCAGAGUUGUUCGAUGCCCUUGUCAGCACGCUGGAGAUCUUUUCAGCCGAGAGUCAAAACCUGGGUCUAGAAGUCAGCUGGCUGAAGACUAAGGUGCAGUCCCUCAGUGACUUUCUUGAUCAACCUACCUGUCCACCGAUCAAUGGAGAGUCAGUAGAGGUGGUUUCAUGCUUCACCUAUCUCGGCAGCGUUAUUACGCAGGACUGCAAGUCUGACCAAGAUGUCAAGCGCAGACUCGGAAUCGCCUCUGCAGCCUUUGCCAGCCUUAGCCGUGUAUGGCGCUGCAAGCAUCUCUCCAGAACGGCCAAGCUGAAGGUGUACAACACUCUGGUUCUUUCAGUGCUCCUGUAUGGAGCCGAGUCAUGGACUCUCACCAAGUCACUGAAACAGAAACUAGACUCCUUCGAUUCACAGUGCCUUAGAAGCAUCGAGGGCAUCCGCUGGCAGGACCAUGUCACCAACGAAGUAGUACGCCACACAACAAACCAGAUCCCGGUCAGCCAGAAGAUCACCAAGUACCAGCUUAACCUUCUGGGACACAUCUCCAGAGCAACACCGACCCAGGAAGUGAUCAAAUUGAUCACCUCAGUUCCAGAUUCAACUUGGAGGCGCCCCAGAGGCCGUCCUAGGAGCAGAUGGGAGGACCAAGUCUUCAACGUGCUGGACACCACAGGGGUCAGCAGAUCUGACUGGAGAACUCUGGCUGAAAACAGAACAUCUUGGAGGGACAUGUCUACAGCCGCUAUGCAUCUCCCCUGA